UCGCUCAGCUCGAGUGAUCUAACCUGUUCAACCGUUAAAUUUCUAAUUCGCCAAAUUCUAUCGGCCCGGCCCGGUUUGGGGACCGACCGGCUGCCAACGGAAGGAAGUUACAUUAUAAGAUUGGAAAUUCAAGACAGGAGCGGAGGUUAGGUUUGGCCGUUGAAUUCAGGUUAAGGUGCACACGGUCGGCGCAGAUCCGGAGUUGACGAUGGCUACGCCUCCGAAUACCGGGUUGUCCUUCGGCACGCCAAAACCCACGGCAGGGCUCACCAGUUUGACUUUCGGCACCCCGACCACCCUGGCGACCGCCGGAACCGGCUUCGGCCUCGGCGGCGGCAUGACCGCGACGACGACGUCCAUAUCCACCGUGUCGAGUCUGCCGAGCUUCACGAAUCUCGCGAGCAGCGGGACGCCGCCCAUGCCCGUGGCGACGGGGCUCACGUUCGACCCCGCGAAAGCGUCGACAACGGUCGUGUCCACGGGAUUUCCCAUCGCCACGACCACGACGGGAGGUUUCAGCUUCGGCGUCGGGGCAGCCAAGCCUAUGACGGGAUCCACUGGCUUGACCUUCGGCACUCCGAACGCUGGCAUGACUACUGGGGCUGGGUUUGGCCUCGGCAGCACGAUCGCGACCACGACGUCCGCGCCGAGCGUUCCGAACUUCAGUCUUCCUAGCAGUACGGCGCCGACGUCCGUGACACCAGGGCUCUCGUUCGACGCAUCGAAAACGGGCACCACCACAGCCACCUCGACCACGGGAUUUGCUCUCGCGGCGACCACAGCGGCGCCGGGAUUCAGUUUCGGGGUCGGAACGUCGACGACCACCUCCACUGGAUUUCCUUUGAGCAAAACGACUUCCGCCGUUGUUUCAACGAGCCUAGCGGCACCCUCCACUCAUACUUCCUUGGGUACCACCACCACCGUUAGUUCCGCGACUGGUAUUCAAUCAGGGGCCAUCAAUUUCUGUCAGCUUGAAGAAUCGAUCAACAAGUGGACCUUAGAGCUGGAGGAGCAAGAGAAAGUGUUUGUGAACCAAGCGACGCAAGUCAACGCCUGGGAUAAAUUGUUGAUAACGAACGGGGAGAAAAUAGUGACGCUGAAUCAAGAGGUCGAAAGAGUGAAAAUCGAGCAGCAGCAAUUGGAGCACGAGCUGGAUUAUGUUGUCGGACAACAGAAGGAGUUGCAAGAAUGUUUAGUGCCGUUGGAAAAGGAGCUGGCGUCUCUUUCUGUCUCGGAUUCCGAUCGAGAGUACACGUAUCGUUUGUCGGAGAACCUCGACACCCAGCUGAAACGCAUGUCGGAGGACCUGAAGGAGAUAAUAGAACAUUUGAACGAGGCGAACCGCGCUCAGGACUCCAGCGAUCCUAUCGUUCAAAUUGGAAAGAUUUUGAACGCGCACAUGAACAGUCUGCAGUGGCUGGAUCAACAAACGGCCUUGUUAAAUCAGAAAAUACAACAGAUCGAUCAGAUGCAUCAGAGCUUCAGGCAAGAGAGCGAACAGAAUUUACAUUUAGCUUACAAUUAGCCGUUUCAACUCAUUUUUAUAUUAUAUAUUAACUUGUAACGAUUAUUUUUUGAAUAAUUUAACAUAGUUCACUUAACGAAAAGUUCAACGUGUGAAUGAAAAUGGCGUAUGAAUGGAAAUUGUGAAAAAAUAUAUUUUGCAUUUAAGUAA
Messenger RNA from Wasmannia auropunctata (little fire ant), 1675 nucleotides. It is a transcript of the gene Nup62, whose product is annotated as nuclear pore glycoprotein p62. The transcript has 5 exons. Gene Ontology annotation, biological process: RNA export from nucleus; protein import into nucleus. Bases 209 to 1525 code for a protein of 438 amino acids. NCBI's taxonomy places the organism in Eukaryota, Metazoa, Arthropoda, Insecta, Hymenoptera, Formicidae. The record is from RefSeq and is a predicted model, not a curated record. Gene Ontology annotation, molecular function: phospholipid binding; structural constituent of nuclear pore. Gene Ontology annotation, cellular component: nuclear pore central transport channel; nuclear pore.